Molecule: messenger RNA, 3153 nt
Organism: Gavialis gangeticus (Gharial)
Lineage: Eukaryota; Metazoa; Chordata; Crocodylia; Gavialidae
Gene: LTV1
Product: LTV1 ribosome biogenesis factor
Exons: 12
Coding region: 372-1784 (470 amino acids)
Biological process (GO): ribosomal small subunit export from nucleus; ribosomal small subunit biogenesis
Cellular component (GO): cytosol; preribosome, small subunit precursor; nucleus
Source: RefSeq, a predicted model, not a curated record
CCGAGCGGCUGCUUUGCGCAUGCACUUUCCCCCGUUGGGCCCUUCUCACUUGCUGUCCCUUCCCUCGUUGCUUUAGCGGAGUGGGCCGAACCAUUCGUGCCGGUUCGGAAGGGGGCAGCAACGGUGACGCGUUAUCUCUUAGUCCUUUUUUCUGCGCGGAACACUCACUAGAACCCCCCACGCCGCCUUUUGCUACCUCUGACGAUGGCUGUUCGCCGACGAAACGGAGGUGGUGGAGGGGUUCAUUUUCCUUCCCCCCCCCCACCAAAGGGUGGCACUUAGCUUGUUCCAACAUGGCGGUGGCGGUCGGGAGUCUCAUGUGAGGGGCGCGCGGUCUGCGUUUUGUCCCCGCGCGGUACCGGUUUCGCGCCAUGCCUCACAAGAGGAAGAAACCCUUUAUAGAGAAGAAGAAAGCAGUAACAUUCCACCUGGUGCACAGAAGUCAGAGGGACCCUCUAGCAGCUGAUGAUACUGCACCCCAGAGAGUUCUGUUGCCUGCACAGAAGGGAGAUGAUGACAAGAGGAGAGAGGAGCAGAGGAAGUACGGAGUGUUCUUUGAUGAUGACUAUGACUACUUGCAGCAUCUAAAAGAAGCCUCUGGUCCCUCUGAGCUGGUCCCUUCUGUAUCUGGUCCACAGAGCAGGAUUGUGGAGACAACAGAAGGAGAGGUAGAAGAAGAAAUCCAACAAAUUCCAGUUCCUUCUAUUAAUUUGCCUUCGUCGGUAUUUGCUUCUGAGUUUGAAGAGGAUGUGGGACUAUUAAAUAAAGCUGCUCCUGUUUCAGGACCUCGUUUGGAUUUUGACCCUGAUAUUGUUGCAGCUCUUGAUGAUGACUUUGACUUUGACAAUCCAGAUAAUCUUCUUGAAGAUGACUUUAUUUUAAAGGCCAAUGAAGCAGGGAAUGGAGAUUGCCGUGGCUCUGAUACUGAGGAUGAAGGUGAAUGGGAAGAUGUGGAUGAUGAUGAAAGUGACAGUGAUGGAGAUUAUGAUUCAGAAGGUCCUUUAUCAGACAAUGAAAGAGUCAAUGGAGAGAUGAAGGAGUUUCUUUUCAUGCAAGAGGAGACCAAGAGCCGAUUCACAGAUUAUUCCUUGACUUCUUCAGUCAUGAGAAGAAAUGAACAGCUUACCCUGCUGGAUGACAGAUUUGAGAAGUUCUAUGAACAGUUUGAUGAAGAUGAGAUUGGAGCACUGGAUAAUGUGGAAUUAGAAGGCUACAUUGACGCUGAUAGUCUUCGGUUAGAGGAAGUCCUGAAUGACUACUAUAAAGAGAAAGCUAAGGACUGCGUGAAACUUGAUAUUCUUGAAUCCUGUGAAGAUUUAGACUCUCCCAUGAAUGAGAAGAAAGAGGAAGGAGAAGAAAUUGUAACUUUAGUUAUUGAAGAAACCAAAGAAAAAUGGGAUUGUGAAUCCAUUUUGAGUACAUACUCAAACUUGUACAAUCAUCCAAAACUUAUUGAGGAACCAUCAAAGCCCAGACCAAUUAAAAUUUCCCAGAAGACUGGAAUCCCUCUGGAUGUCUUGCCUCAAAGAGGUCUUACAGCUAAGCAGACUGAACGCAUGCAAAUGAUUAAUGACAGUGACCUGCCAAGAGCAUCGACACAGCCACGUUCCAAAAAGGAGAGCAAAGAAGAUCGAAAAGCUAGAAAACAGGCUGUCAAAGAAGAACGAAAGGAACGCAGAAUGGAAAAGAAAGCCAACAAAUUGGCCUUCAAGCUGGAGAAAACAAGGCAAGAAAAAGAGCUGCUUAACCUGAGGCAGAACAUUCAAGGGCUCAAGCUGUCAUAGUUGAACUGACUCUUAUUGUGGAAUAUCCUUGCAUUGAUGCUUUGUGCCAGAAUCUUGGGAUGGAUGCUGCUGACUUAACCUUGUCCCAUCAUGUCAGAAAUGGAGAAAAAGGGUGUUUGAGUAACUCUACAACCAGAACCUAUCAUUUUUUAUUAUUUUUUGUAAAUGUAUAGAUGAGGUGAAUCAUUUUGUUAUAAACUAAAAUUAAUAAUAAUAUUGUAUUUUUAUGAACAUAAUAUGGCAACGAGUGAUACACUUAAGAUACACUGGGAAUAUAGUAUGAUGCUCAUUAAUAGAAAAGUAUAUUUUUUUUUCUAUGCAAGUGUCAUGUUCUAACAAAUGUCUGGACAAAUAUAUUACAGUACAUAAAUUCUUCCCUUUAUAUUGGUACUUAAAUACAAUUACUUUCUUGAUUUAACGUAGUCUCAUAUAUCAAGGUUAUGCAGAUUUUUUCACAGCACCCCUGUGCUGUUUAUUGCCUAUGCAUCUGAGGUAACUUGUGUGUUGCCCGGUUUAAAACCUCAAAGUCAGAAAUGACUGUUGUUGUUGCUCUUGAAAUUGAAGUUAACCUGGUGGCAUUAAAGACUCUAUAGCAAACAUUGUACAAAAAACAGUAAUAUAUUAAAUUGUUCACAACCAGAAAAACAACAGAAAAUAAUGUGUGGGUAUGUAUCUGGUGUGUGGGUGUGGUCUGUGUGAUUAGUCUCUAUUCUGCCAGUUCUGGAGGUCAAGAAGGCAUGCCAAGGAUUCAUUGUAUCCAGCUGCAAGACUGAAAAGCAGGAAUUCUUGCAUUUCCUCCAAUGGGGAGUGCACAUUGCCUGACUGUUUGCCCCCAUCUACUCCCCAUGUUGAGGCAGGAGAAAACAGCACAAUGAGAUGCCAGAGGUUUAAGCAAUCCACCUGCCAACUGCUGUGGUGCAUACAGAUGUUUUGGGAAGUGCUUCAAAAAUAUUCCUCAUUUUUUGAGAAACUCUUAUAAAGCAUGAUUUCAGCUGUGAAUGUCUGUAUGUUCUCUAGACUUCAAACAUUACAUCCACCUGGGGCCUUAACCAGAAAUCAUAAGAUAAUCAUUUUCUAUUUGUAAGUUGUCCACCUGGUCUCUGAUUUUCUUUUAAUUUAUCUCUCUUAGUUUGUCAUAUUGUUUGCUAUGUUCCAGUUCAGUGACCAUACAUAGCUGUUUUUGGAAAUGUCUUUGGUUUCUUCUGCACGAGCCACUCUAACCUAAAUGAGAUUGACAAACCGUUUGUUUUUUCCCCAAUGUUACUGUGUUAUGCUAAACUAGUGGUUCCUAAAAUUACCUUUACGUUCUUACGAAUGCCUAACAAAGAAGAGCAAAUGUAAAAGGCAUUUAAAAGUGCGUUGGUUUUAA